AUGAAUUUAUCUGCAUCACCAUGUGAAAAUUUCUACGAAUAUGCUUGUGGACAGUGGAACCGUGAUCACCAAAUACCCGACGAUAUGUUCGCCUAUGGUACAUUUGCUUAUCUGAAAGAGGAUAUUUUUACAGUGCUAUUGGAAUCUGAUACGCCAACUCCGAGCAGGUCUAUUCAAAUGGCAAAACAAGUGUACAAGAGUUGCAUGAACACCACAGAGCUGGAGAAUUUGAAAUCUAGUAAACUUUUGGAGGCUAUAUCGGUGUUAGGUGGAUGGCCAUUAUUGAAACCAGAAACCUGGGACGAAAAAUCGUUUGACCUAACAGCGUUGGUUAGUAAAGCACAAAAACUGUACUCCAUUGAAGUACUCUUCUCUCUGUCAAUAUAUCCAGAUAUGCGAAAUACAACAAGAAGCAUUAUUUAUAUUGACCAAGGUUCGCUUGGAUUAGGUCGUGGUUCUCGUGAAUACUUUUUAAAUGCCAGCGUCUUCGGCAAACAGCUGGAAGCUUACAUCAAUUAUCAGCGAAAAGCUGUAGAGCUGAUUAUGACUGACGCUAAUGUAAAACGUUCUUCAGAAGACUUAGACAAGGACUUAAAAGAAUUAAUUGAUUUCGAGAAAAAAUUUGCAUUGAUUUUUGUACCGGAAGAAAAUAGGCGAAAUAACACUCGUCUGUAUAACAAAGCGACAAUUGCUAGUCUUAGCACUUACCUACCGCAGAUUGACUGGUUAAGAUUUUUCAAGUCUGUAAGCCCAAAACCGUUACAUAACUAUUUGACAAACAAUACUGAAGUGGUGAUAUGCGAAUUGGAGUACCUAAGCGAUGUUUCAAAGUUGUUGAAUCAGACAGAAAGUCGUAUUGUGGUUAAUUAUCUGCUAUGGCGUAUUGCCACAUUUGCCACAAAACUUCUGGACAGUCGAUACGAAAAUAUAAAACAAGAUUUUUCACGUGUAAUGACUGGUCAGCAGGCAAAAUCUCCACGUUGGAAAGACUGCGCUCAAACUCCAACCGGUCUUCUUCCGUUUGCUGCUGGCGCAUUGUAUGUUCGUGAACACUUUGAUUCUGAAGACAAAAAAGAGGCUAUGGAAAUGAUUGGAAAUUUACGCGAAGCUUUCAAAGAUUUAGUUAGAGAAAACGACUGGAUGGAUGCUCAAACUAAAUCAGUGGCAAUAGAAAAGGUAGAUAAUAUGAUCAAUUAUAUUGGUUAUCCAGAUUUUAUCAACAACGACACCAAAUUGGACAAAUAUCACGAAAAACUAGUAUUUAUGCCCAAUGACACUUAUUUUGAUCUCUUACUCAGAGUUAUUUGGUGGACUAAUGAGCGUGAAUUUUUGAAACUGUUGAAACCAUACGAUAAAUAUGAGUUUGAAAUUAGUCCAGCUGUUGUGAAUGCGUUCUAUUCACCCGAAAAGAAUGGACUGUCUUUUCCAGCAGGUAUUUUAAAACCACCUUUCUUCAGCGGAAUUUAUCCAAAGCAAGAUAUUGAAUUAAUGGUUAACUAUGGUGGUAUUGGUGCAGUGAUUGGACACGAAAUUACUCAUGGUUUUGACGACCAAGGCAGUCAGUUUGAUAAAGACGGAAAUCUUAGAAAUUGGUGGAACGAAGAUUCGUACAGAGGAUUUGCUGAAAGAAAGCAGUGCAUGAUUGAGCAGUAUAGUUCAUACACAUUACCGGAUACAGAUAUAAGGGUAAACGGUAAGCUAACACAAGGAGAAAAUAUUGCUGAUAACGGCGGGGUGAAGGAAGCAUAUCGGGCUUAUCGUAAAUAUGUAAAACAGCACGGCGAAGAAGGUACUUUGCCGGGAUUUGAGAACUUUUCAAAUGAACAAAUUUUCUUUUUAUCCUAUGCUCAUUUUUGGUGUGGACAUAAAAAGGAGGCGGCAGCAAUGCAGCAAAUUUCAACAGAUGAGCACAGUCCAGAAAUAUUCCGUGUCAUUGGAGUUCUGUCUAAUUUGGAAGAAUUUUCUGAAGCUUUUAAGUGUUCUAAAGGUUCUCCGUUAAAUCCAGACAAACGUUGUGUUGUUUGGUAA
Enterobius vermicularis (human pinworm) is the source of this 2028-nucleotide messenger RNA. The record is from the annotation of a GenBank genome assembly. NCBI's taxonomy places the organism in Eukaryota, Metazoa, Nematoda, Chromadorea, Rhabditida, Oxyuridae.